AUGAGUAAUUCGCCAUUGUCUAUAGCGCCAAACCACUCGGAGUUGGGCCCCACGCCUUGUCGUACUACUGAACACGCUGAAAACAACCCAUGGGAAAAAGAAAAGCAACAAAAUGAAAGUUAUGUAGACAUAAAUAAUGAAAAAAAAAUAGCACUUGUCGGAGAUGAAAGCUGUAAACCCCUCUGGAGUUGCGAUAACACAAACAAACUGAUUUGUAAUGAUGUGAAAUUCAACUACUCGCCUAGCGCAAAUAGAGACACCAUUGGAAAUAUGAAAUCUGACGUUCCAUUUGACAUGAACGUGGGUGCUGCGACUGGACAAAGUACUGAGAACGAGCAUACCCAUGUAGGGACAUAUGUAGAGAAUACGCUUCAGUCAAUGGCGGUGAAUUACAUGAAUACUAAUGACGACACAAAUGAAGACACAAAUUUCGGCACAAAUGACGACACGGACAUGAACACUAAUGCCGAUGAUACUGUGCGGAGUAGCCUUGAAUUACACGAACAAGCAUUCUCUGGGAAAACGCCUAACCUACGCGUUGGUUCGCACAAUUCAAAAGCUUUCUCAACACUCGGCAAGACAUUCGAGGAGGACGCGGAAAACGGAAUUUUUUCCCCCAUUGGAGCUUUCGACACCGACCACUGCGAAGACUAUGGGGUGACCUACGGCACUAAUUACACCAUGAACUGUAGAUCAAACUACGGAACGAGCUGCGGGACCAACUACGCUACAAACUAUGCAAAUAAUUAUGGAACAAGCCUCGGGACGAACUACACCUCAAACUACACCACAAACUACAGCACGAACUACGGAAUGAACUAUGGAGCAAACUGCAACGCAAACUAUGGCAGGCGCUUCCUCCCGAAUCCUGCCCAUAGGGUCAGCCCCAGCGCAAAAAAUUUGCCAUUUCAUGAAAGGGGAUUGCUGAAGACCCCUCCAGCUGGCAUGUACACAUGUUUUCGCACCAACAAAGAAUACGAACUCUUGAAGUAUAACAAUCAAAUAAAAAAAGGAGUGAAAAAAAAUUGUGCAAUAAAUGAAAAAUAUCAUAAAGCAAAAAAUGACUACACAGCAAAAGCAGGAGAUGUUGUGCCUUUUAAAAGCACAAAUAAGUAUGCUGCAUGCAAUUGUGCUAUGGUGCAUAAAAAUAUGUACCUAGGCAAAAACGAAAAUGAAUGCACCGAUAUAAAACAAAUACACAGCGAUUUUAUUUUUUUAAUUAUAAAAUAUCUAUACUAUGAAAGAAUUCUACCGGAAGCAAAUGAAGUAAAAAGGAAAAUAAGUAAGUACUUCCCAGAGUGUCCGGUGCUCAACACAAAUUUUGUAAACAUAUGUAGAGAGGAUAUCAACCAGAGAUUUUUAAUAUGCAAGAUAAAUGCACACGAAGAAGAACAACAAGAAGAAGAAGAGGAAAAAGAAAAAAUAGAAAAAGCAUAUUUUAGAAAAACAUUUAAUAACGAAAAUAUCUGCAUAUACCUUAGAGAUAUAUCCAAAGAUUUCUUUAUAAAUCCCAAUGACGAUACUGAAAGCGUUCUGCAGUACAUACCUCUCCUGUUCAUGCAUAUUAUUGACAGGUUCCGAUUACAGUCCAGUGACAAUAAUCACAAGGGAGGCAGAUACAUCUUGGCCGAAACGCUAAAACACACGGGCCCAUAUAUAUUCAGGACGAUGAAGUUAGGAAGAAUCAUACACAUACUCCAAAAAUGCAUCGACUUGAAUAUUCUCUCCUAUUACAACAAUAAUAUUAUUCCCAUAUUUACCUCUAUGGCUAUUUCAAAAACGUAUGUUUCGAAAAUGCUGGUUAAUGAAACACCAGACUCAAAGAAUCACAAGGUAAACUCCAUAACUAUUAUAAAGGAUAGGAUAUAUCGCCUUCUACAUAGCUACUCAGAGGACAAAACAAAGGGAAAAGGCUUUUCCCUAAGUAGGUUACCCCUCAUUUACAAAAACGUGUACAAAGAAAGCAUAAACAUAGACCAAAUAGGAUACUCCAAGUUGACAGAAUUUAUAAAUAACGAGCUAAGUGACAUUUGUUUCAUUUCCACGCAGCAUAAGUUCCAGUGCAUCCUGAUGCCCCUUAUGGAAAAUGAGCAAAAACACCGGGACAAAAACGCAAAACUAAAAAAGGAAAAACAGUUAAAAGAAUCCCUGGACUACAUAAAAAAUUACCAGUGGGAAAGGUGCAUAUCGUAUUUACACUUUGCAAAUUAUUUCAAAAACAAAAAGACGGAACCCCAAGUGAAGCAGGAAGCUCCAAAAGAUACCAUAGAAAAUCUAAUAAACAACAGCUUUCUCAUUAAACAUAAGAAUUACCUUGAUCGCACUUUAAAAAAUGAUGCUGAUGAAAACAUGCCAUUGUUAUUACCCUUGGACGUUUUCAAUUUGCCCUCAUCGCAUGAUAUGUACGAUACCUACCAUAAGUCAGAAACCUACUACAGUACAAAUCCUACUGAAGACAAUUCGGUGAUCAAAUGUACAGAUAAUAUACAAAGCAAAUGCAGCAUCUUAUAUGAUCUUAAAAAAUGUGUCUCCAUGGAUAUUUCCAUUGAAGAGUCCGUAAAUGUGAACCACAUGUACCAUAACUACCCAUCUUCAUAUAAUGUGUUCCACUCUCUUUUUAAGGACACAAUAGAAGAAAUUCCCAUUGUUGAUCAACAUCGAAUGCAAAUUUAA
Messenger RNA from Plasmodium fragile, 2673 nucleotides. RefSeq lists its product as uncharacterized. The record is from RefSeq and is a predicted model, not a curated record. NCBI's taxonomy places the organism in Eukaryota, Apicomplexa, Aconoidasida, Haemosporida, Plasmodiidae. The transcript has 4 exons. The coding region runs from base 1 to 2673 and encodes 890 amino acids.